This is a messenger RNA of Ostertagia ostertagi, 612 nucleotides long. Lineage: Eukaryota; Metazoa; Nematoda; Chromadorea; Rhabditida; Trichostrongylidae. The record is from the annotation of a GenBank genome assembly.
AUGAAGCUGAUCAUAAGCCCCGUUGAUGGUCUUCUUGUCGAAGGCUUCUCAGCGAUGAGCGUUCGUUGUGUGUACAGUACGCAAGACAUCACUCUCACUCUUCCUCCAGGACCAAACGGACUUCCAGCAUUACAAAUCAAUGGACCUCAACAUGAUGAAGGCGUCAUCACUGGAAAUGGAGGCGCCCCAUUGCUCUCAAUGCAAAUUCUUGAUGGCCAUGGAAUUAGCGGCAGUCCAUUGGCAAGGGCCAGCGUGGGUCAGCGGAUCACACUUGAUCUAGCUCUGAAAAACACUGCUAUCUACGAUUUUUACGUACACUCAUGUUACGCACAUGACGGCACGAACACGGCAGACGCCAGCAUCAACAUCAUUGAUAGCAACGGGUACGGUUUCCAGUUUACCUCCUCACAAUUCGUUCACUUUGAAUGUCAAGUCAAACCAUGCGUGCACUCAUGUCGCAGACAGCAAUGUGAACCUGAUGCUGGUAAAGCGCCUCUGAUCCCGGCACUUCGUCGAAGGCGAGAGGAAGUGGAAAAGAAUGCCACUCUUACGACGCUCAGGAUGCAAACCGUUCUUGAGAUCGAACCCCAGCAAGUUCAACGAGCAGCACUC